AUGUCGCGCGGUGGCGUAGAAGGAUCAUCUAUCGAUCCGGUGAUGGAGAGCUCUGCACCAGAACCAAACAACAGCAUGUGUGAGCUGCUUCGUGAAGCUUUCUCAGCCACGGUCGCCAGAGACUACGAGAAGGCCGUUUCAGUGGUACGAUGUGCGGUAGCGACCGAUUAUGCGUUUGGAGUGGAAGAUUUGGAAUUGAUGGAUCAUGUCUACGCUUGUAUACUUAAUACAUCACACUAUGAUGAGAGUGUGAUUGAGGUAUGCUGGGAAUGGAUCGAUGCUCUGGAACGUGCUCCACGUUUAAAGGAUGCCCGUGUGAUAUCGAGUUCUCAGCUAAGCAUCUACUAUGCGUAUCACAUGAUAUCGCGAGUCCAGGAACGCAUGCCUCGCCGACCAAAUCAUGCGCAAUCCAGAGCAGACGCGUGGCGAAGAGUCAAAAGAAGCUUCGAUUACUUAUGGUCAGCGGCUGUUCAAUUAUGGAAACCUUUUGAGUUGGAUCGAUUGGAUAUUCUCUGUAGCUGGUCAUAUCUGGCACUACAGUACGCUGAUUCUGUUGAUGAGGACACCAUCGAGCUUAUUGAGACAGCCAAAUGCCAAGCAGCCCACGUGCUCGCAACAACUAUCGUAGUGGAGAACGCACAUCAAGCAAAUCAACGAGUGGCUACAGUGGAAAGAAACAUCAAGGAGGCAAGAUCAUUGGCGGAAAAACUUGGCAAAAAAUUUGGCGUCAAGGAAGAAGGAAUGACAAUCUCGCAGGCGCCAAAAGAAACCGAGGAAGAAGAAGAAGGUGUUCCGUCGAAAAGACGUAAGGAAGAGGAGCAGUAG
Molecule: messenger RNA, 825 nt
Organism: Necator americanus (New World hookworm)
Lineage: Eukaryota; Metazoa; Nematoda; Chromadorea; Rhabditida; Ancylostomatidae
Exons: 8
Coding region: 1-825 (274 amino acids)
Source: RefSeq, a predicted model, not a curated record